CCUCAGAUUCCUCAGGUCAGUUAUGCGUCCACAGCUCCGGAGCUCAGCGAUAACAACCGCUACGACUUCUUCUCGCGGGUGGUUCCUCCGGACUCGUACCAGGCUCAGGCCAUGUUGGACAUCGUCAAAGCUCUGGGCUGGAACUACGUGUCCACGCUGGCGUCCGAGGGGAACUACGGCGAGAGCGGCGUGGAAGCCUUCAUGCAGAUCUCCAGAGAGGCUGGUGGCGUUUGCAUCGCACAGUCGGUGAAGAUUCCUCGCGAGCCGACAGACGGGGAGUUCGAUAAAAUCAUCAAACGACUGAUGGAGACGAGCAACGCCAGAGGAGUCAUCAUCUUCGCUAACGAGGACGACAUCAGGCAGGUCCUUGAGGCGGCGAAGCGGGCUAAUUUAACGGGUCACUUCCUGUUCGUGGGGUCGGACAGCUGGGGGGCCAAAAGCUCCCCGGUCACAGAGCUGGAGGACGUGGCCGAAGGGGCGGUGACCAUCCUGCCAAAGCGAGCGUCCAUAGACGGAUUCGAUCAGUACUUUGUGACUCGUUCUCUGGAGAACAACCGCAGGAACAUCUGGUUCGCUGAGUUCUGGGAGGACGACUUCAGGUGUAAACUGACCCGACCUGGAAUCAAACUGGACCCAGAAAAGAAGAAAUGCACAGGCGAGGAGCGAAUCGGCCGGGACUCUCUGUACGAGCAGGAGGGGAAGGUUCAGUUUGUGAUCGACGCCGUGUACGCCGUGGCUCACGCUCUGCACAACAUGCAUCAGGAACUGUGUCCCGGCAGCUCAGGGGUCUGCGGGAACAUGGACCCUGUGGAGGGACGGUCGCUGCUCGACUACAUCAGAGCCGUCCACUUCAACGGAAGUGCUGGUACCAGCGUUUUGUUCAAUGAAAAUGGAGACGCUCCCGGUCGCUAUGACAUCUUCCAGUUCCAGAUGACCAAUCACAGUCACCCUGGUUACCACGUCAUCGGCCAAUGGACCAAUAACCUGCGACUAAACCUGGAGGAGAUGCAGUGGUCUGGGGGGGAUCAGUCUGUCCCAGAAUCCAUCUGUAGCUUUCCCUGUAAACCUGGAGAGAGGAAGAAGAUGGUGAAGGGCGUUCCCUGCUGCUGGCACUGUGAGCUGUGUGACGGUUACCAGUACCAGUUGGACGAGUUCAACUGUGAGACCUGUCCAUCAGACAUGCGUCCCACCAUAAACAGAACCGGCUGUCGUCCAACCCCGAUCAUAAAACUGGAGUGGAACUCGCCCUUCGCCCUGGUGCCCGCCUCUUUGGCCAUGCUGGGUAUCAUAGCAACCAGCGUCGUGGUGAUCACCUUCAUCCGCUUUAACGACACGCCUAUCGUCAGGGCCUCAGGGCGGGAGCUCAGCUACGUCCUGCUGACAGGGAUCUUUCUGAUCUACCUGAUCACCUUCCUGAUGAUCGCAGAACCAGGUGUGGUGGCGUGUGCGUUCCGCCGCCUCCUGCUGGGCCUGGGCAUGGCCAUCAGCUACUCCGCCAUGCUCACCAAAACCAACCGCAUCUACCGCAUCUUCGAGCAGGGCAAGAGGUCGGUGACUCCGCCCAAGUUCAUCAGCCCCACCUCCCAGCUGGUCAUCACCUUCAUCCUGAUCUCGGUCCAGGUCCUCGGGGUCUUCGUGUGGUUCGCCGUCGUCCCGCCUCAUACUAUCAUCGACUACGAGGAGCUCCGCCCCCCAAACCCUGACCUGGCCCGAGGAAUCCUGAAGUGUGACAUGUCGGACCUGUCCAUCAUCUGCUGCCUGAGCUACAGUAUCGUACUCAUGGUAACGUGUACAGUUUACGCAGUGAAGAGUCGCGGCGUCCCGGAGACGUUUAACGAGGCCAAACCGAUCGGAUUCACCAUGUACACAACCUGCAUCGUCUGGCUCGCCUUCGUACCCAUCUUCUUUGGUACCGCUCAGUCCACCGAGAAGAUGUUCAUCCAGACGGCCACCCUCACCGUCUCCAUGUCCCUCAGUGCGUCCGUCUCUUUGGGGAUGCUCUACAUGCCCAAAGUCUACGUCAUCAUCUUCCAUCCGGAGCAGAACGUCCAGAAGAGGAAGAGGAGUUUCAAGGCUGUUGCCCAGGCUGCCCGACUUUCCCAGAAAUCGUCCAAUGAGAAACAGAACGGAGAAACAAAGAUUGAACCUGACAGAUCGCAGUAACGCUGCAGCAGUAAUACCACAGUACUACUGCAGUAUUACUGUAGUAUUACUGCAGUAGUACUGCGGUAUUACUGCAGUACUACUGUGGUAUUACUGCAGUACUACUGUGGUAUUACUACAGUGUUCCUCUGCAGACCCACAGGUCUUUUCCCGACCAAUCCUUGUCCAGAGCUUGAUGACAUCAUCAUGCCCCGCCCCCUAAAGCACAUAAACACACACACAGAUACAACCGACCAACAGCGACACAGCCCGUGUUUGUAUUUAAUGAACUGAACUUUUAUUGUGAAAAUCAGGACUUUUGAUGAUCACAUGACAGAAGAAGGCGGAGCUUGUUUUUUUUUUUUUUUUUUUUACUCCAACCUAUCAGCAGUGACUGAAACCAAACUCCAUCAGCUGAUCACGAGGAGCAGAACCAGGUCCAGUCUGAGGACAAAGGCCGGAGGGGGCGGAGACUCACCUGUCGGACUCACCUGUCCACCUGAGGACAGGAAGUGGGACUCUGAGGACAGAGACGCGACAGGUGACCCCCAUUCUUUCAUCACAGCAGAAACAGAACAUUUCAUAGAACAGGUAACACGGUCCGUUUAUGUCAGUUCAAUCAUGUGACUCGACAUACGGACUCAUACAGGUGACGCUGGAACGUGAUUGGUCGGAGCGCCUGCAUUUCCUCGUUAGCUCCUCCUACUUCCGGGUGACACCUUUUUCCGUUUAAGCUAACCCGUCGUUAGCGUUGAAAUGUCAGUGUUUGGUGUUUGACGAACUGCUCCUCUGGUGUUUCAGGUGUUUCCAUCACCUGUCCUUCAGGUAGAGCCGGGCGAUUUCAAAGAUCCUCUAGAGCAGGGGUAGUUAACGAUGACGCUUCACCUGUGACAGGAACUGAUUCACUUCCUGUCUUCUGAGUGGGCGUGGCCAAAAGGGUUGAGAAUACUGAGUGGAUGAAUGAAAGCAGAUUAAUGAGUUCCAAAUGCAAUAAUAAUACAGUAAUAUUAUAUGUUUUAGCAGUAAAUCACUUUAUUUUAUCAUAAUUAUCAUUCAUUUUAUUUUCUCACUUAUUUUUUACCUAUUUUUAAAUCAGAUUCUUUUUCUAUAAUCUCAAACAAAGUCAGUUUUCUUUUCAGUUUUGUUCAGACGUUGUGUAUCUUAUGGAAAAUGAGUCCAGAAUUUACUUUGGCGACUCUAAGUUUAAGGAAUUGGUUGAAAAUCACUUCUCAUAUUGGAACUAAUGGGAUCUGCUGCCAGCCUCCUAAAGGGGCGGGGCCUAGGAGAGACCAUGUGACCCUGAAACAGGAAGUUAAUUGAUAUAUAGGCUUUAUAUCGUUUCUCAAUUUCAAGGAUUUAUUUACUUAAAGCUCCAUCAUCAGAUUUCAUUGGAGGAUGAUUAAUACCCAGGAUGCAUCUGUGGUUCCUUGAUGCUCAUUAACUACCCACAAUGCCCUGCAUGAGUCUUUUAAAAUGGCCACUAAAUUUAAAAAAAAAAAAAAAAAGUU
Sphaeramia orbicularis (orbiculate cardinalfish) is the source of this 3650-nucleotide messenger RNA. Its product is annotated as metabotropic glutamate receptor 6-like. Gene Ontology annotation, cellular component: membrane. Gene Ontology annotation, molecular function: G protein-coupled receptor activity. The record is from RefSeq and is a predicted model, not a curated record. Gene Ontology annotation, biological process: G protein-coupled receptor signaling pathway. Bases 112 to 2163 code for a protein of 683 amino acids. The transcript is spliced from 15 exons. Lineage: Eukaryota; Metazoa; Chordata; Actinopteri; Kurtiformes; Apogonidae.